Molecule: messenger RNA, 396 nt
Organism: Lactuca saligna
Lineage: Eukaryota; Viridiplantae; Streptophyta; Magnoliopsida; Asterales; Asteraceae
Source: the annotation of a GenBank genome assembly
AUGUGGAUUGUAGAGGAUGAUGGUGUUGAAAGGAAAAGUUUUGAAUGUUUUUAUUGUAAAACAAUACUUAAAGCCAAGACAGAUCGAAACGGGACGUCUAAUAUGAACAAACAUUGGAAGAACUGCAAGUUAAACCCGGAUAACGAAGAAAAGAAUGAUAAAAAGCAAGCCAAAUUGAAUUUUAAGAAGGAACCAAAUGUUGAGAUUAGUGUACAAACAUGGAAACAAGAUGAUGCUAGGAUCAAACGAGCAUUACUAUGCCUUUUUACCAUUGGAGAAUUAUCAUUCAAGUACGUUGAACAUGAAGCAUUUAUUGAAUACACUAACGUGCUUAAUAGUAGGGUGAUCUUGCCUUCUAGACAUAAAAUUUCCCGAGAUGGAGGCACGUUUACUUAG